Messenger RNA from Andrographis paniculata, 3216 nucleotides. RefSeq names its product plasma membrane ATPase 4-like. Bases 213 to 3074 code for a protein of 953 amino acids. The record is from RefSeq and is a predicted model, not a curated record. The transcript is spliced from 15 exons. Gene Ontology annotation, biological process: proton export across plasma membrane; regulation of intracellular pH. Gene Ontology annotation, cellular component: plasma membrane. NCBI's taxonomy places the organism in Eukaryota, Viridiplantae, Streptophyta, Magnoliopsida, Lamiales, Acanthaceae. Gene Ontology annotation, molecular function: ATP binding; ATP hydrolysis activity; P-type proton-exporting transporter activity.
AUUCUCUACGGUCUACGUGCUGAAAAAGUAUAAUAAAAAUUAGUGUUCUUCUUCUUCAACGUGCAAAUCUGCGGAGGUUUAUAAAUUAAAGAUACACUCACUCGCGAAACUCUAUACCUCUCUCUCUCUCUCUCUCUCUCUCUCUGUGCUGUGAACUGCAGUUUCGUGAGGCUUUCGAGGAGAUUUGAUUGCUCCUAAUUGCGAGAGUUAGCAUGGGAAGCAAGGCCAUAAGUCUCGACGACAUUAAGAACGAAGCUGUUGAUUUGGAAAAAGCACCUGUAGAAGAAGUGUUUGAGCAGCUAAAAUGUACGAGAGAUGGACUUACAUCAGAGGAAGGAGAGAGCAGGCUCCAAAUAUUCGGUCUCAACAAAUUGGAGGAGAAAAAGGAGAGCAAGAUCCUCAAGUUUCUAGGGUUCAUGUGGAACCCCUUAUCAUGGGUUAUGGAGGCUGCUGCAUUGAUGGCAAUCGUCCUUGCCAAUGGCGAUCACAGGCCCCCUGAUUGGCAGGAUUUCGUCGGCAUUAUCGCCCUCCUCUUUAUCAACUCCACAAUCAGCUUCAUUGAGGAAAACAAUGCCGGCAAUGCUGCUGCAGCUCUCAUGGCUGGACUUGCUCCCAAAACCAAGGUUCUGAGGGAUGGCCGUUGGACCGAGCAAGAUGCGUCGAUUCUUGUCCCGGGAGACAUCAUAAGCAUAAAGCUAGGAGACAUCAUCCCUGCUGAUGCUCGGCUCCUCGACGGCGAUCCGCUGAAAGUCGACCAAUCCGCCUUAACAGGGGAGUCUCUUCCAGUUACCAAGAACCCGUCCGACGAAGUCUUCUCUGGCUCGACGUGCAAGCAGGGCGAGAUCGAGGCUGUUGUAAUUGCAACAGGCGUGCACACCUUCUUCGGCAAGGCAGCUCAUCUGGUGGACAGCACCAAUCAGGUUGGACACUUUCAGAAGGUCCUCACAGCCAUCGGGAACUUCUGCAUUUGCUCCAUCUUCAUCGGGAUAAUCAUCGAGAUCCUUGUCAUGUACCCGAUACAACACAGGAAGUACCGGGAUGGCAUCGAUAACUUGCUUGUUCUUCUGAUCGGAGGCAUCCCAAUUGCCAUGCCGACGGUCUUGUCUGUUACUAUGGCCAUUGGAUCCCACCGGCUUUCGAAGCAGGGGGCGAUCACAAAAAGGAUGACCGCCAUAGAGGAAAUGGCGGGCAUGGAUGUCCUCUGCAGCGACAAGACGGGGACUCUUACUUUAAACAAACUGACCGUAGAUAAAGGCCUCAUAGAAGUUUUCGACAAGGGAUUGGAUAAAGAGCAGGUGAUCUUGCUUGCUGCCAGGGCUUCAAGAACCGAAAAUCAGGAUGCAAUCGAUGCAGCCAUUGUUGGGAUGCUUGCUGACCCGAUGGAGGCAAGAGCUGGGAUAAGAGAGGUGCAUUUCCUGCCGUUCAACCCCGUUGACAAGAGGACGGCGCUAACUUACAUAGAUUCCUACGGGAAUUGGCAUCGAGCUAGCAAAGGUGCACCCGAGCAGAUACUGAACCUGUGCAAUAGCAAGGAAGAUGUUAGAAGGAGAGUUCAUGGAGUAAUCGACAAUUUCGCCGAACGGGGCCUUCGUUCUUUAGCAGUUGCAAUACAGGAAGUCCCUGAGAAAUCGAAAGAUAGCCCCGGGAAACCAUGGCAGCUUGUUGGCUUGCUACCUUUGUUUGAUCCGCCGAGGCAUGACAGUGCAGACACGAUUAAAAAGGCAUUGAAUCUCGGCGUAAACGUGAAGAUGAUCACAGGUGACCAGCUCGCCAUAGGCAAGGAAACGGGCCGUAGACUCGGAAUGGGAACAAACAUGUACCCAUCUUCAGCGUUGCUAGGCCAAGACAAGGAUGCGGCUCUAGGUGGGCUUCCAGUGGAUGAGCUGAUCGAGAAGGCUGAUGGCUUCGCCGGUGUAUUUCCCGAGCACAAGUACGAAAUCGUGAAGAGACUGCAAGAAAGGAAGCACAUCUGUGGUAUGACUGGCGACGGUGUCAAUGAUGCUCCGGCUUUAAAGAAGGCAGAUAUUGGCAUUGCUGUUGCUGAUGCAACCGAUGCUGCCAGAAGCGCAUCCGACAUUGUGUUGACUGAACCGGGGCUGAGUGUCAUCAUCAGCGCCGUGCUUACCAGCAGGGCUAUUUUCCAGAGAAUGAAAAAUUACACUAUAUAUGCUGUCUCGAUCACCAUCCGUAUUGUGUUUGGCUUCAUGCUCAUUGCUUUAAUAUGGAAAUUCGACUUUGCGCCUUUCAUGGUUCUAAUCAUCGCCAUCCUCAACGAUGGAACCAUCAUGACAAUUUCGAAAGAUCGGGUGAAGCCAUCUCCUGUCCCGGAUAGCUGGAAACUGAAGGAAAUUUUUGCCACGGGGAUUGUGUUGGGAGGGUACUUGGCACUAGGCACAGUGCUGUUCUUUUGGGCAGUGAACGACACCGACUUCUUCUCGGACAAGUUCGGAGUAAGGUCAUUGAGAGAAAGCCCGCGAGAAAUAAUGGCAGCAUUAUACCUGCAAGUGAGCAUUGUGAGCCAAGCCCUCAUUUUUGUGACGCGAUCGCGCAGCUGGUCUUACACCGAACGCCCCGGAAUGAUGCUACUGAGUGCUUUCCUGAUAGCCCAGCUGGUUGCCACUCUGAUAGCUGUGUAUGCCAAUUGGAACUUUGCAAAGAUCAAAGGAUGUGGGUGGGGGUGGGCAGGUGUCAUCUGGCUAUACAGCCUGGUGACAUACUUCCCACUCGACAUCCUCAAAUUCUGCAUUCGAUACGUCCUCAGUGGGAAAGCAUGGGACAAUCUACUGGAGAACAAAACUGCUUUCACUACAAAGUCCAACUAUGGGAAGGAAGAACGUGAAGCUCAGUGGGCGACGGCUCAGCGGACGCUGCACGGGCUUCAUCCUCCGGAGAGUUCGGGGAUGUUCAACGAGAAGAGCAGCUACAGGGAGCUGUCGGAAAUCGCGGAACAGGCAAAACGGCGGGCGGAGGUGGCGAGGCUGAGAGAGCUGCAUACUCUGAAGGGGCAUGUUGAGUCUGUUGUGAAGCUUAAGGGCUUGGACAUCGACACUAUCCAGCAGCACUACACUGUCUGAAAGCAAAGUAAUGCUAUUAAUUUACCAAACUAUUUAUUUAUUUGCUCGUAUACUACUAUGGUAGUUUGUGAGGAGUUCUUCUUCAUGUAAUAGCUGUCGUUGAAACUUAACUGACCUUCUAGAAGGAAACGAAGUUAAAAUC